Molecule: messenger RNA, 828 nt
Organism: Tarenaya hassleriana
Lineage: Eukaryota; Viridiplantae; Streptophyta; Magnoliopsida; Brassicales; Cleomaceae
Product: N-alpha-acetyltransferase daf-31
Exons: 2
Coding region: 57-650 (197 amino acids)
Biological process (GO): N-terminal peptidyl-glutamic acid acetylation
Cellular component (GO): NatA complex
Molecular function (GO): protein-N-terminal-glutamate acetyltransferase activity; protein N-terminal-serine acetyltransferase activity
Source: RefSeq, a predicted model, not a curated record
AGCUAAGAUCCCCAAACCCUAAUCCCAAAACUCAUCGAAGACGACGACCAGAAAUAAUGGUGUGCAUACGGCGAGCGACGGUGGACGAUCUCCUGGCGAUGCAGGCAUGCAACCUCAUGUGUCUUCCGGAGAAUUAUCAGAUGAAGUAUUACCUGUACCAUAUCCUCUCAUGGCCUCAGCUUCUUUACGUCGCUGAGGACUACAAUGGCCGCAUCGUUGGUUAUGUAUUGGCGAAGAUGGAGGAAGAGAGCAACGAGUGCCAUGGCCAUAUCACUUCUCUCGCCGUGCUCCGUACCCAUCGGAAGCUUGGUCUCGCCACCAAGCUGAUGACCGCUGCUCAAGCCGCCAUGGAACAGGUUCAUGAAGCAGAGUAUGUAUCACUGCACGUGAGGAAAAGUAACAGAGCAGCAUUCAACCUGUACACAGAGACGUUAGGGUACAAGAUUCACGAUGUAGAAGCAAAGUAUUAUGCUGAUGGGGAAGAUGCCUAUGAUAUGCGUAAGCAGCUUAAGGGGAAGCAAAACCAUCACCAUGGUCAUCACCAUCACCAUGGCGGUGGAUGUUGUUCCGGUGAUUCAAAAGUUGCAGAAACUCCACACGCUAAAGUAGACGCUAAAGCAAGUUCAAAGUCUGAGGCGAAAGCCGGAUGAAUGACCACAAAAAAGGUAAUGCACGAGUACUCUGGGUUCAACUUGGUGAUUCUUGUCAGGGAAACAAUUAUUUCACCUAUCAUACUGAUUUCUAGUGACAAUAAUACAUUCUGAAAUCAUCUCGAGUUACUGCUUUGUCUUCUUGUUACUAUGUUACAUAAGUCCAUGUUCGUGUUCA